This is a messenger RNA of Poeciliopsis prolifica (blackstripe livebearer), 1186 nucleotides long. RefSeq names its product chromosome unknown C4orf47 homolog (gene cfap96). Gene Ontology annotation, cellular component: centrosome. The transcript is spliced from 8 exons. The record is from RefSeq and is a predicted model, not a curated record. Bases 75 to 1016 code for a protein of 313 amino acids. Lineage: Eukaryota; Metazoa; Chordata; Actinopteri; Cyprinodontiformes; Poeciliidae.
GAACACAGAUACUCAGUGUGCAGAGCCUGGUUUAGUUCCCCAGAAGAUGGAUUGAUUCUACACAGUGAGUAAGGAUGAAGCCAGCUCACAGAAAGAGUGAUAUGGAGCGUUUGGGUGUGUUUAUGGAGAUGAGCUACAUCUCUGCAGGAGACAAGUAUACGUCAGCAAACAGCCGUCCAUUCAAUGAGUCAGCAUAUCGAAACCGCCAGAUGCAGGCGGGUGUCACUAAACAGCUGUGUGCUCUGCAAAGUGGCUUUUUCGACAAGUCCUUUAAAAGGAUUUUUGAGAAAGAAGCACUGAGUGAACCUUUGAGACUGGCUCGGAGGAACCGGAUGCAGCAGGUCAAGAGGAACCUGGGCAAAGCCUUCCUGCCCUGCAGCGGGACCAAGACGUCCUCUGGUUCUGGUAGUUACUAUGGCACCUUUUCUGGACCAAUAGAAGCUACAAGUCCUCUGUCAGUUCCCAAGAAAGUUCAGCGCUCACCUGGCCGCAACAUUCUCACCUCACCACCCAAGAAAGGCAGUGGUUACAGUUAUCCUAAUGUCACUCUGUCUAAAAUGGACCUGUAUGUUUCUGACCCAUAUGACAGAGCCAAAGAAGCCCUGAAGAGGGAGGGAGCAAUCCAUCGCUCCAAACUAAGAGAUGGGCCCUUCAGAAUAAAUCUUCACCCACAGGUUUAUUUCCAAGGCAAUCCGUAUCACAGCGACAAGGCUCUCCCACCUGCUCAAAAGCCCCUCCAGCCCCAAAAGAACGUCUCCAUGGUUCCCUUCAAACCCACCUCCCCCAGCAAACAGAUUGGAGGAAUGAAAGCUGGAACAUUUGAUGUAUAUCCCUCACAUUCUGCUGAUCCAUAUGUCAUCCGCCGCUCCAAACCAGCCAGUCAAGAGCCAGUGUUUCGUCCUGCUCCUGGUCCCAAGAGCAUGCCAGUCAAAAGCAUCAUCUCCGUUAAUGUUAACAGAAGAAUCAACUCUGCAAACUACCGGUACACCACCAACUCAGCCGUGAUGAAAACCUGAUCACACUGUUGGAGCUGUUGUUUUUUGUUCCAAUGAAUUGGCACUUUUACAAAGCUAAAAUAACAAAUUCUGAGUGAUUUAGUUUUUCAAGUAAUAUGCAUUUCAAUUAAUAUUCUUGUUCUUUAUUUUAUUUUGAAUUUUGGGUUUUUAGUAAUAAAGAAUAAAGACAA